Pseudonaja textilis is the source of this 6675-nucleotide messenger RNA. It is a transcript of the gene RHOU, whose product is annotated as ras homolog family member U. Gene Ontology annotation, biological process: small GTPase-mediated signal transduction. Gene Ontology annotation, molecular function: GTPase activity; GTP binding. The record is from RefSeq and is a predicted model, not a curated record. Lineage: Eukaryota; Metazoa; Chordata; Lepidosauria; Squamata; Elapidae.
UUUUUCUCGGGAUUAUGUCAUCUGGCGGCCGAUCGAUCCCUUUGGCUGCUCGUGUCGUCUUCCCGCGAGCGAAGGCUGCUGUGCUCGCUGUUGCUGCCGAAGGAGCGAGAGAUCGCACGUCUGAGGUGCCGGAGCUUGCCGAGAUCGGGAAGAAGGCAGGCUUCGGGGGCUGGGAGUCUGGGAAAAAAGCUCUCUUCUCCAGCAGGCGCGUCUCCUGCCCCCACGCCCCUCACCCCACCCCGUCGACCCGAUCGCUUCUCCCGGCGCUUCUCGCCGCUGCCUUCCGCGGCUGUGGCUCGGCGGAUCUCCUUGUCUUUGGGGCUCUCCCGCACCGGAGCCGGGCGGAUGCCGCCGCAGCAAGAAGGCGAAAGCGGCUACAUCAGCAAGCCGCUGCCGGGCGGCUGCGAAGUGCCUCCGGUGCCUCCGCGUCGGGUCCGCAGCAGCCGAGCGGCGGCGCUGGGGGCUGCCUUGGGGAGCCGCUGCCGGGCUGGAGCGAGCGGUGGGGCCGGAGCCAUCGGAGCGGAGCCCCGGCGGAGCAUCAAGUGUGUGCUGGUGGGAGACGGCGCGGUGGGGAAAACCAGCCUGGUGGUGAGUUACACCACCAACGGCUACCCUACGGAAUACAUCCCUACCGCCUUCGACAAUUUCUCAGCUGUAGUGUCUGUAGAUGGCCGACCAGUGAGACUCCAACUCUGUGACACAGCCGGGCAGGAUGAAUUUGACAAGCUCCGCCCACUGUGCUACACCAACACAGACAUCUUUUUGCUGUGCUUCAGUGUAGUGAGCCCUUCAUCUUUCCAGAAUGUGACCGAGAAAUGGGUCCCUGAAAUCCGAUGUCACUGCCCCAAGGCCCCUAUUAUUCUCGUCGGGACCCAAUCGGACCUCCGAGAAGACGUCAAAGUACUCAUUGAGCUUGACAAAUGCAAAGAGAAGCCUGUGGCAGAGGAAGCCGCAAGGCUGUGUGCCGAGGAAAUAAAAGCCGCCUCUUACAUCGAGUGCUCCGCUCUGACUCAGAAAAACCUCAAAGAAGUCUUUGAUGCAGCCAUUGUGGCUGGCAUUCACUACUCGGAUACUCAGCAACAGCCAAAGAAAUCCAAAAACAGGACUCCAGACAAGAUGAAAAACCUCUCCAAGUCCUGGUGGAAAAAAUAUUGUUGUUUUGUAUAGGGUGGAGGGAUUUUUUUGUUUUUGUUUUACAAAGGCCUUGGAAAUGGUGGUUUAAUCACUGAGGGCGGUUUGAGGUGACUUUGGCUGAGAAUCUUUCUCUAUUCCAGAGUGCACAGUGAAGAUCUACCCCUAAACAUGCUGCUAAAAUUAUCUCUUUCCAAAGGAGAUGGAGAAGAGCGUGAGCUGAGAAGCUGAGGUUGACCAAACUGAGGGUUUUCCCACUAGUGGUAGUUUCUUUGUUGAGUACCGCUGGGCCUACACUUUGGAACUGAAAGUUGAACCAUGAAUUCACUGUAUACAGGUGUAGGAAGGGUUCUCCUAAGACGUCUGCACAACGAGCGUGAGGACUACCACCUAGUCAAAUUAUUGUUUUCCAAGUGGAUGUCUAAAACUGUGCCUCUUAGGACAUUUGGCUCAAAACAGAGAAUUUUCCUGCCUGCAUUUUUAGUCUUGUAGGCUUCAGCCCAUUUCUGAAAUGUACAUGGUGCAGCUAAAUUAGCAGAAACUGCACGUGAAUCUGAUAUAUUUUUCUUAAAAACGAUAUGCCUACUUCAUGCACAGUGUGGGGAUGUCAUAACAAAUAGAGCAGCUGUGCAAAAUUGUAUCUUCCUUGUAUACCCCGACUGACAGAUCCCUUUUACACCAUGAAAUGCGCAUGCUUGUUGGCUUGGAAAAAAGAAGAAAUCAUAUUUUGAAUAGCAAUGGGCUUCUUUUCUAUUUAUAGAGGAUAUAUGACAGUUUAUUCAAAGAGGCAUCAAUAUCUGCAGAAAUACGGUGCAAAUCAGGGCUAGUCUGACUUACCAUUGGUCAGUUGUAAUCUAUAACAUGAAAGGUUCUAAUCUGAGGAAAUCUUGUUUAAAUUCACAUGGAAACUUUUUGCCAUAAGAUAAUCUCAACUAAUUUUUAGUCUUCUUUGCUGAGUCAGGUAUCACAAAUCUGUGUCAUUGAAAUAAUAUUUGCUCAUGUAAGAUAAACUGGAAUGAAAAAAAAAAAACAUCUGUUCAAAAUUCCAGAAAGUUCUAUUUUUUUUUAAGUCAGGAAAUUUACUCUGAGUAAAUGUGCGUAGUUGUUGGGAAAUGACUUUCCUUCAAAAGAUGCCAAAUCUUUUACCGGCAAUGUUCAUGUAGCAAUAAAUGAUAGCAAACACUGAUUUACCAGUGCUCAUAACUACUUGGAGGACAUGCUUUUGUACAAGUUUUAUUUGGUCUUCCAUAUUUGAAUAAACUGAACUUUGGCUAAAUGCCACUUAUUUUGGUGGCUUGGGUGACUUUAGGACCAUGCAAAGAAAAACAAAACCAAGAGAGCCUUUCCUUGCAAUAGAUUAAACUAAACUGCAUCUGAACUGUUGUAGAUUUAUUAUGUAAUUGCACAUCUGUUUUGGGGAUUCCUGUUCUAAUUAAGUAAUGCAAUACAGAGAUUAAUUUAAACUAUAAUUGGGCUACUUUAGUAGCUUGUUUUUUCUGUCUAAUUUUUCUUCCUUGCUUUUGAUGUAGCCCUUUGCAUUUAAAGUAUGAUCAACCUAUGUUUGAACUUAAGAAAUAAUUCUUUAUCAUUCCUGGAUGAGCCUUGAUUUCAAGUAUUCUUUUUCCACAUGGCUCUCUUUUUUAUAUAGAUAGAUACAUUCAUGUGCUAGGAUAAAAUAACCCAAUUAUUAACUUUUGUUUAUAAACUAACUACAUUUCACUAUAACAUCUGAAUGGGAAUUCUAAUUUUUAAAAGCAGAUUUUUUAAAUGCCAGGAAUAAAACAUGUUGGAAUAGAUUUUUAUCUUAAAAAAAAACACUACACUACAGGAUCAUUAGCACACCAUGGCUGGUGCUAACCAUAGCUUAGCACUGAUCAAAUGGGUCAUUGACUUCUCUCCCUUCUACAAACCACCAGUAAUUUAUUUUGCAUCACCUGUAUCAUGCAAAAGUAAUAUGAUGGCUACCUCAUAUCAGAUGCCUGAGAGAUAACCAAAACUAAACCAGGAUUAUAGAUCCUAGAUCAUGUGACUGCACUCCAGCAAGAAUUUCUGCAUCACCCUGAACAACUCUUAUAAAUAUCGGGUUAGUAAUUUGUCAUCCGUUAUCUUCCAUAUUUCUUUUACCACUAUACAGAUUUUCUUCUGUUGCAAUGUACUUUUGUUUAUUUUAGACUUCGUAUGAUACAUGACCAGACAUUUGGGUUAAGAGUUUUGUAUGAAUUAGGCUAUUGGGACUUGUUUAAUAAGCCAUGUUAAGAGGUGUUUAACAAACCAUAUUUUGAUUAAUCAUGUUGCCUAAAUUGCAGCAUUGCAAUCAGAGGCCCAUAUCAAAUGAAUAUUGUAUGCAUCUGAUGAAGUGGAGGUAAUUGACAAAUCAAAUAAUUUUUAAUCCCUUAGUAUCUUUGUGAUUAUGCUGCAGCAAAUUCACAGAACUAACCUACCUGUAGGAUUGCUGGUUUCUUUCCACUAAGUGUACUUGCAUUGGUAUCAGAGGAACUGUAGAUAAUUGAAGAUACAAAAGUUUUGAUUUCCUCCUGAUAGAUAAAUAUUGAUGUUGGUACUUCCACAACACCAUUGUAUCUGAAUUGGCCUCACUGGAGUCCAUAGUUACCAUCUGGGAAAUCCGAUAAAUAAAACUGACAUGAGAGGCCUGUAGAUGGCUACCAAAUUUGUUUCAAGUCUUGUGUAAGAUGCCAAGUUGAAAACUUCCCAGUUACCUGAUGGUCGAGGUGCUGAAAACUUCUGCUGUCUAGGAAUCCAUUUUAGCUCAACUUUGGGAUAAGUGUUUUUAUGUCCUUUAAGCCGCCUUGAGUCACCAUGCGCGAGUAGGCGGCAAUAUACAUUUUCUAAAUAAAUAAAUACAUGAGUAGUUGCCUAAGAAAUUGAUUAAAGAUCUUGAGGUUUAAAAAAACAGGUUGAUUAGGAUGUGCCUCUUAUUGUAAAGUCAUGAAUUCUAACUUUUAACAGAAAUAAGGGCAUAUAGUAAUUGCAUGUACAAAUGUGUAAAUUAGAAAAACGGCAAAGAAUUCAUUUCAGGUGGUUCUUCACUGCUCGUAUCACUUAGACUUUGAAUCGUUUCUCUUCCACCUGUGCUAUGCAAUGGCAUGUUCAACCUUUUACCUGCCAGCUGUCUUGGACUAUAAACAUCAGUAUCCACAGUGGCUGGGAAGGCUCUGAGUCAUAGCCUAACGUAAUCUGAAGGGCACAGACUGCUUCAUGGUAUCAUCUUUCCAUCCAUUCACAUACAUGCAGUAGAAGAAAAAAAUAGAUGUGUGAUCAUCUUUAGAUAAUAAGUGAAAGACAGCAUGGAUACCUAACGGUGUGACCAAGUGUGGCUAAAGAGCAGUUCUCUGGACCCACCAGGUUUCCUGUCCUGUUUCACAUCAAUUGAUUAGUGUUUUUUUUAAAUGGGCAAUUGACAUAUUGCAAAGGAAAGUACUAACCUUUGGCACCCUCGGAAUUUAGAACACUCUUUGGAGAUUACAGACAUUGUUCAAAGCUAAAGGCAAUAGCUGUAGCCCAGGACAUUGUUCUUGCCUAUAAAUUUUUUUUUAAAAAGAGGAGGUGGGUGGUAGAUAAAAGAAAAGUAUUGACUCCUCUCUCCUGUCCCUACUUCCUGGUAUUGGUUUGGAUCAGAUUUGCUCCAAUGUAAAAAAAAAAAAAGUUCUUCCAGAGAAAAAUAAAAAGUUUUGAAGAACUCAUUUUUAAUCCCAAGAAUGCAUAAUCUAGAAUGCACAUCAGCUGUUUUACAGCCUCUCACUAGAAUAUUAAUGUAAAAUAGUUUUCAUUUUUUUAAAAAAAACAGAUUUCCCCUUCUGCUUUUAUUACUGUGCUAUGAAAACAGGUAAAAUAUGGAUAGAUGGUUUUAGAAAUGGGAACUUCCCUAUUUGCUGCUAAGAUGUGGGAAUGGAAAAGAGAAUAGAUGCAUUCCUGUAAGUGAAUAGUGAUUAAUUUUGUGUAAUUCCACUAAAGAUUGCUUUGUAACUUGUAAUAAAUAUUUUGUUUUGGUACAAACAAAUACAGCAUUUUGGGAGUACUGCAAAUACCAAUAUACUGCAGGCUGCCUACAUUUUUUCUAGAUUUUGGAUAAGGUUUAUUUUUUUUUCUUUUUAGAAUCUUACUAGAAAUGUGGAAGAUUUUUUUCUCCUAUAAUUUAUUAUCUGCCGUGCCUUAUGAAAAAGGGUUUUCAAAAGUGUGGUGUGUGUUGAAAAAUGAGCUUUCCAAAAGAACAAUAUAAACCCAUUUUCCAUCCUGAAAUAAAUCUAGAACCCGGAGUUCAAUGUUUCCUCUUGUUCAGUCUACAGUCUCUGACAGGUAAGGCUUCUUGGAUACCCUGAGAAGAAUUUCAUCCAAAGAGAAGCAUUUCAAGGCUGCUAUCUAUCAUUGUGGAUUAAGUUCCUUCCUCCCCCCCCCCCACAUAUCCUAAAAUAAAUCAGUGUUAUUUCAAUGUAGCAAGGAUUAAUGGAGCUCCAGGAGACCAUCUUUGGCCUGCCCCCACCUCUUGAAUUCUCAAGUUGAUGUGGUCCAUCUGACUUUGGAUGCAGUCUUGGUAAUGGGAAGUUCAGAUUUUAAGUUUAUUGCUGGACUGAAUGCUAGCCUUAGGAAAUAAUCUUAAACCAGAAAGAUGAAGAACCUUCAUUGUUAUGCAAAAGGAAAUCCCAUCUGUUGAGUAUUUGAAGUACUGACAGUUUAAUUUUAUGUCUGAUUAAUCACAAAUAAGUAAAUGUACAUUGGAUUUUAACCUAAAGUUGUGAACCUGUUAUUAAUAAGUUUUCUCUCCACGCCACCCCGCCCCAAGAUCCUGAAUAGGCCUAGGUCCAUGAAACAAUUGAGAUUGCUGAAAGGAGCCAUGGUUUCUUGGACUGCCUGGAUAAAUGGUGUCAUUUCAAAACUUUAAAUGUCAAUUUUACUUAAUACAUUAUAAUCUCAUAUUUCUUUGGGAAGUAAGAAAUGGCCAGGCUUUUUUUUUUCAACCUUAGCAACUUAAAGAUACUGGAGCUUCUACUGUCAGAAUUCCCCAGCAAGUUGAGACCUUUUAAAAUUGUUAAGGUUGAGAAACAUUAUUCAGGACAGUGUAUAGUCAUGUAAAUUGAUCACCCUGCCCCACCCUCUUGAAAGCCUGAAAGUUGUGGCCCAGAAUCAUUCAGUGAACUUCAUGAUUGAUGGGGAACUUGAAACUGAAUGAAGUUUUCCAGUCCAAGUCCUACUUCUUAACCUUUAUACAGUAUUACCCAAUGGCCAAUGAUUUCCAGGGGAUGUGGAGGCACAAUGAGGGCCUCUUGAGUGUGAGAAAGGAUGGCUUCAUUUGUUUGUUGCCAAAGUCCAAAUUUUGGACAGGCUGCUCUGUUGGCAUGGCUCACACUUCACCUACUUCAUUGACAUGUUUACUGAGCUUUUAUAGAUCUGUUUGUCCUGUUUUUAGACAAUAAUGGUUAAGAACCAAAUUACGAACUGCCUUCUGCAUUGCACCAAUCAGAUGUUUGUGGUAAUUCUUACCAACCUUCUGCUUUUCAUUCAGAUGCUACAAUUUAGGCAUCUCUUUCA